Messenger RNA from Mesorhabditis spiculigera, 306 nucleotides. The record is from the annotation of a GenBank genome assembly. Lineage: Eukaryota; Metazoa; Nematoda; Chromadorea; Rhabditida; Rhabditidae.
AUGUUCCAGGCGGCCGAGAAUCACGCUUACUGCGUGCAGUGCUUCGCCCAGAAGUACAACCCUAAGUGUGCCGGCUGCAAGACGACCUUGGUGGACACUUGCCUGAUCGCGCUCGACCACCACUGGCACCCGUCGUGCUUCACCUGCACGUCGUGCAGCCGCCCUCUGCCCAAUGGAGAGUACUACUUGGUUGACGACAAGCCCUACGACCUCGACUGCCACUGGGCCAAACGGCUUGAGAAGCGUGAGCACCAGGAGCGUGAUGGUGUCGUCCCGAACGGGCCGAACUGCCGCCAGAAGCCCUAU